ACAGCUCGCUGAGUAAGCGCUGAGCGUGUCAGGAGCUCUUUCUGUCAACAGAUACUCAGUCAAACUUUACCCACGGCGUCAGCAGGUAAAUAGCGGUGCGUGAAAAAAUUGAUACACUCUCUAAAUUUGCAUCUACAUCUAGUCUCACAUAUUUUAAGGAGGAUAUAACAGUUCUGAAAAGAAUAUGUCAAAAAUAUUAACAAUAUGUGGAGUUGCCAAAUCACUGAGGCUGGGAUGGAGAAGCUGGAGAUCAUCGACGCGGCUGCUCAGCUUGAAGGCUCAGACUGCACACCUGGUGCUCGAAGAUGGCACAAAGAUGAAGGGCUACUCCUUUGGCCAUGAUCAGUCUGCAGCUGGAGAGCUGGUCUUCAACACAGGACUAGUUGGAUACCCUGAAGCUCUUACAGACCCCAGUUACAGGGGGCAGAUCCUGACCCUCACCUACCCUAUCGUGGGAAACUAUGGUGUCCCCAAUACACAGGAGCUGGAUGAGCUGGGACUCAAGAAAAAUGUGGAGUCUGAUCGGAUUCAGGUGUCAGGAUUGCUGGUUCAGGAUUAUAGUGCUGAGUACAGCCACUGGAACUCUGUGAAAUCCUUAGCACAGUGGCUUCAAGAGGAGAAGGUGCCAGCACUUUUUGGCAUAGAUACCAGGAUGCUGACAAAGAUCAUUAGAGAUAAGGGUACUGUUUUGGGGAAGAUUGAAUUUGAUGGACAGCCAGUGGAGAUCACAGACCCAAACCAGAGAAAUCUUGUUUCUGAGGUCUCAACCAAGGAUAUUCAAGUGUUUGGGAAAGGUAACCCCGUCAAAGUGGUUGCUGUUGACUGUGGAAUCAAACACAACAUUAUAAGACUACUCGUCAAGCGUGGAGCAGAGGUCCAUUUAGUGCCGUGGGACCAAGACCUGAUGAGUUUGGAGUAUGAUGGUCUCUUCAUUUCCAAUGGUCCAGGAGAUCCUUCACUGGCAAAGACCCUGAUUCAAAAUGUUCGCAAGGUACUGGAAAGCGACCGUCCACAGCCAGUUUUUGGUAUUUGUAUGGGAAAUCAAAUUACAGCCCUUGCGGCUGGUGCUCAGUCUUAUAAACUACCAAUGGGAAACAGGGGCCAAAACCAGCCUGUUGUCAAUGUGAUGACAGGCCAGGCUUUCAUCACAGCUCAGAAUCAUGGGUAUGGCAUAGACAGCGAGUCUCUUCCUCCAGGCUGGAGUCCUCUCUUCAUCAAUGCAAAUGAUGGAACCAAUGAGGGUAUUAUGCAUAACACCAAGCCUGUGUUCACAGCACAGUUCCACCCUGAGGCCAAGGGAGGACCCACAGACACAGAGUUCCUGUUUGAUGCUUUCAUCUCUCUGAUAAGGAAGGGGAGGGAGGGGAGCAUCGCAUCCGUGAUGCCUAAGAAACCUGCUGUUCCUCCCAGAAUCCAGGUAUCCAAAGUACUGGUCUUGGGAUCUGGAGGCCUGUCCAUUGGUCAGGCUGGAGAGUUUGACUACUCUGGAUCUCAGGCUGUCAAAGCUAUGAGGGAGGAAAACCUGCAAACGGUGCUGAUUAACCCUAACAUUGCCUCAGUGCAGACUAAUGAGGUUGGCACCAAGCAAGCAGACUCCGUGUACUUUCUGCCUGUCACUCCAGAGUUUGUGACACAGGUGAUCAGUGUAGAGCGACCCGACGGUAUCCUGCUCUCCAUGGGAGGACAGACAGCUCUCAACUGCGGCGUGGAGCUCUUUCAGAGUGGCGUCCUGGAGAAGUAUGGAGUGAAGGUUUUGGGCACACCUGUGGAGUCCAUCAUGGCCACUGAGGACAGGCAGCUCUUUUCAGACAAACUAAUGGAAAUCAAUGAAAAGAUUGCACCCAGUUUCGCUGUUAAAACGGUGGCAGAUGCGUUGAAGGCAGCAGAUGAGAUUGGCUAUCCUGUCAUGCUGAGAUCAGCUUAUGCCCUGGGUGGGCUUGGCUCCGGCCUGUGUGCUAAUAAAGAGAAGCUAGAGGACACCGCUCACAAGGCCUUAGCUAUGAGCAGCCAGAUCCUGGUGGAAAAGUCUCUGCUGGGCUGGAAGGAAGUGGAAUAUGAAGUGGUGAGAGAUAUUGCUGAUAACUGUGUCACAGUCUGCAAUAUGGAGAACUUUGACCCACUGGGCAUCCACACAGGUGACUCCAUUGUGGUUGCACCGAGUCAGACUCUGUCCAAUGAGGAGUACCACAUGCUGAGAGAGACCGCUAUUAAGGUGGUGCGUCAUCUGGGUAUUGUGGGAGAGUGUAAUAUCCAGUACGCUCUGCACCCAUCCUCCCUGGAGUACUGUAUCAUUGAGGUCAAUGCUCGCCUUUCCAGAAGCUCAGCGCUGGCGUCCAAAGCCACAGGCUACCCAUUAGCAUUCGUAGCUGCUAAACUAGCACUGGGCAUCCCUCUGCCAGAGAUAAAGAACGCUGUUUCGGAGCAGACCACUGCCUGCUUUGAGCCCAGUUUGGAUUACAUUGUCACCAAAAUUCCUCGCUGGGAUCUGGACCGCUUCCACGGAAUGUCUCGAGAGAUCGGCAGCGCCAUGAAGAGUGUUGGAGAGGUCAUGGCAGUCGGCCGAAGCUUCGAGGAGAGCAUCCAGAAGGCUUUGCGGAUGUGCCAUCCCUCAGUGGACGGCUUUGUACCACGUCUGCCUCUGAAAAAAGCCUGGGCAGAGCAGCAGGACCUGCAGCGAGAGCUUUCCAUGCCUUCAAGUACUCGUAUUUUCUCUCUUGCUCAGGCCCUACACAGUGGUGUGACCGUUGAUCAGAUCCAUGACCUGACUGCCAUAGACAAGUGGUUCCUGCACAAACUCAAGCACAUUACUGAGAUGGAGCAGCGUCUGGGUCAGUAUAAAAGUGCCACAGUGCCGAGAGAUCUACUACUGAAGGCCAAGAUGGAUGGUUUCUCAGACCGUCAGGUUGGUCAGGCAAUGGACAUCUCAGAGGGAGAAGCUCGAGUGCUGAGGCUAAACCAGAACAUCCGACCUUGGGUCAAACAGAUCGAUACACUUGCUGCUGAAUACCCUGCAGCCACCAACUAUUUAUAUUGCACUUACCAUGGUCAGGAGCAUGAUUUGGAUUUUAAGGACCAUGGCACCAUGGUUGUUGGUUGCGGUCCAUAUCACAUCGGCAGCAGUGUGGAGUUUGACUGGUGUGCCGUGUCAAGCAUUCGUGCCCUCAGACAGAUGGGCAAGCGUACAGUGGUGGUGAACCAUAACCCGGAGACGGUCAGUACGGACUUUGAUGAGUGUGACCGUCUGUACUUUGAGGAAUUAACCCUGGAGCGCAUCCUGGACAUCACACAGCAGGAGGGCUGCACCGGCUGUAUUGUAUCUGUGGGUGGGCAGAUCCCCAAUAAUCUGGCCAUGCCCCUGCACCUGAACGGGGUGAAGAUUCUAGGAACUAACCCUGCUCAAAUUGAUCGUGCUGAAGAAAGAUCUGUAUUCUCUUCCAUACUGGAUGAUCUGGGUGUUGGCCAGGCACCGUGGAGGGCUCUCAGCUCACUGGAAGAUGCGGUUUCGUUUGCCAGUAAUGUGGGCUACCCUUGCCUCCUGAGGCCAUCCUACGUCCUAAGUGGCUCAGCUAUGAAUGUGGUUUACGGUGAGGAUGAGAUGAAACGUUUCCUGGAGGAAGCCACACAGGUUUCACAGGAUCAUCCUGUGGUCAUCACCAAAUUCAUCCGAGGUGCCAGAGAGGUGGAGGUUGAUGCGGUGGCCAGGAUGGGCAAGGUUCUGGCUCAUGCUAUCACAGAGCAUGUGGAGGAUGCAGGAGUGCACUCAGGAGACGCCACACUCAUGCUGCCCACCCAGACCAUCAGCCAGGGGGCUCUGGAGAAGGUGAAGACUGCGACUCAGAAAAUUGCAAAGGCGUUUGAGAUUUCGGGGCCAUUUAACACUCAAUUUUUAGUAAAAGGCAAUGAUGUAAUGGUGAUCGAGUGUAACCUGCGCGCCUCUCGAUCCUUUCCUUUCGUUUCUAAAACUAUCGGUGUGGACUUCAUUGAUGUGGCCACCAGGGUGAUGGUGGGGGAGCGGAUGGAUGAGUCUCGUCUGCCCUCUCUCGAAAACCCAAUCAUUCCAGUGGAUUUUGUUGGCAUUAAGGCUCCAAUGUUUUCAUGGCCUCGGCUGAGAGAAGCAGACCCUGUCCUGCGCUGCGAGAUGGCCUCUACUGGAGAGGUGGCUUGCUUUGGACCGAACAUAUACUCUGCCUUCCUGAAGGCCAUGCUUUCUACAGGAUUCAAGCUUCCCCAGAAGGGGAUUCUCAUUGGGAUACAACAUUCAUUCAGGCCCAACUUUCUGUCCACUGCUCAUCAGCUUCAUGAGGAGGGCUUUAAGCUGUAUGCCACAGAGGGAACAUCAGCUUGGCUCAAUGCUAAUGAUGUUCCAACAAUCCCGGUUGCCUGGCCGAGCGUUGAAACCAAUACCACACACUUACCCAGCAUCAGCAGACUUAUCAGUGAAGGACACAUUGACCUUGUGGUCAAUUUGCCAAAUAACAACAGCAAGUUCCUCAAAGACAACUUCCAGAUCCGUAGAAUGGCAGUGGAUUACGGAGUACCUCUUAUCACAAACUUCCAGGUAGUAAAGCUGUUUGCAGAAGCUAUCAGGUAUUCAAGUGAGUUAGACGCCACCAGCCUGUUCCACUACCGCCAACGCGAGCCCAGACUGUCAGAGAGCUGCACUGCGUGGUUAACUUCUAAUCUGGAAAACAGGCAGGAGACUCAAAGUUAAAAGUUACCUGAGGUGCUGUUAUCCAUCAGGGGCAGGUUGAACAGAUACAAGCGCUUUUACAACCAUGAAUCUCACUUGACAGGCUUUUUCUGCAGGCCCACUCAAGACACUAGUUCAAAUUUCAAGAUCUACACUUUGUAGCAACUUUUCUAUAUAUUAUAUAGUUCUAGCAUUUCUAUCAUUUUUGCAUUUUAAUGUUUGUGAAAAUAUCUCUUCUGGCCAUUAAGGUGGAUUAGUUGGUUGGCCUUUUAUGUUUCAGUUUAGUUUGAAGCAAUCUUGAGUUUUAGGUAACGUGAAGGCAGCCUGACUUUAAUCACUCUUUGUGGACGUGGUAUUAUGGAGCAGUUAAGCUACCUUUAUGUUACCUAAAACCUGUAUUGGUGUAAACUUAGUGAAAGUGAAGCAGUCAGUAAAGUUGACAUUAUUUUGUAAAUUGGUUUCUACUUUGAUGAAAUAUAUAUUACCAACUGGGUUAAAUUAGGCUUUGCAGUCCUCGUGUUCAGUUUAUUACUUCCGUUGUAUCUAUUCAGCUGAGUGAACAGAUCCAAUCCCGUGACGUCAGACACAGCGAUAUUCAAAGAUGGUGGUGCCCUAGCUCUAAAAACUAUAGUAAAACAUGCCCUUUUCUACAAAAUGCUUACAUUAAUCAAGUUUGUUUAAUAUUUUUUAUUAAAGUAGAAAUCAACUUACAAAAUAUUGUAAACUUGACUGACUGCUUUACUUUCACUUUAACUGGCUAACCUGCUAAUCUGGCUUCAUGGUACAGGCCUCAACUCAAUAAGGGUGAAUUAAUCUGAUAAACACUCAAAAACAAUAUUUGCUGCUUGCUCAAACUAUCUAUUUAAAAUGAGCUGAAUCAACACAAUUCUUUAGACAACUUAAUUGUUUUAUGGUUAGUCCACUUAAAUUAAAAACAGUUAGGUUAACUUAAUCAAAAUGAAAGAUUGUGUUGAACAUUUGUUUACAAUGAAAAAAUGCAGUAAAAAAACAAUAACAAUAACAAAACAAUGAUAUUACUGUAAUUCAAAAUAACAUUUCUGUUUUCAUAGAUUUUAAAAUGUAACUUAUUUCUGUGAUUCAAAGAUGUAUUUUCAGUAACCAUUUCUACAGUUUUCAGUGUCACAUGAUCCUUGAUUAAUGCUUUAAAGAUUUUUAUUAUUAUCGAUUUUAAAAACAGUUGUACUGCUUAAUUUUUUGUAUCCAAUAAAGGACCCAAAAUAUGUA
This is a messenger RNA of Danio rerio (zebrafish), 5935 nucleotides long. The record is from RefSeq and is a predicted model, not a curated record. NCBI's taxonomy places the organism in Eukaryota, Metazoa, Chordata, Actinopteri, Cypriniformes, Danionidae.